Messenger RNA from Protopolystoma xenopodis, 720 nucleotides. NCBI's taxonomy places the organism in Eukaryota, Metazoa, Platyhelminthes, Monogenea, Polystomatidea, Polystomatidae. The record is from the annotation of a GenBank genome assembly.
AUGGCAUCCCACAUUCCUGUGACGCAUAUACCAUGGAGCAAUGUUCAUCAGGAGAUUGCAUUUUCCAGAGGCCGGGAAUUCAAUGAAGAGAUGGACAUAGCCGUCCCUAACUACCUCGUGGAUAGACGCAUCCUCAAGAGCAUAGAAUUUACCAAUUUGGCCUACAUUGAGGCAUAUGUCAAAAAGUGCCCUGCCAAUGUCGACCGAUACUUCUACUUGGAGACAUUUACAUCGCUUAGUCCGAUGGCCUGUAAUAUAGUCAUAGCUAAUUUGUUAGGAUUUGCACUUCUCUAUCGCAGCAACGAAGCUGUGAAGCUACUACUUACACUUGGAUCAAAACCCUUGCAGCCGGCAUACUUCAUUGACUGGUCCAUUGUUGCUGAAAGUGGACACAAAGUAAUAAUUCAUGAGGCCCCAACUGCCAUCCUAAUUGCCAGCAGUCUUCAAAGAGAAUCAAGAUCAGUAGUCAUUGAACUCAUGAUAAUAUUUCGAGACUCUGACCUUGAUUUUCAAACCCCAGUAGACAUACGGAGGCAACAACUAGAGCGACCAAACGCCUCCUCCUGCAACUUGAUUCGUUGUUCAGAUGUGUGGGAAUGCCUUGAUAAAGAAAUAGACAAGUGUUCCGAAGAGGUUCAGCCAAAGUUUAAAACAUUUCUAAAGGAAUUAAAAGCAGUUUAUCGUAUUAACAAGCUAGACAAACUGAAAGAAAUAAACUGA